Molecule: messenger RNA, 2092 nt
Organism: Panicum virgatum (switchgrass)
Lineage: Eukaryota; Viridiplantae; Streptophyta; Magnoliopsida; Poales; Poaceae
Product: putative cytochrome c biosynthesis ccmC-like mitochondrial protein
Exons: 1
Coding region: 1040-1762 (240 amino acids)
Biological process (GO): cytochrome complex assembly; heme transport
Cellular component (GO): plasma membrane
Molecular function (GO): heme binding; heme transmembrane transporter activity
Source: RefSeq, a predicted model, not a curated record
UUUUCGGGAUUGGGAGCAGGAAAGAGUUUGUUAUUCGCUAUUGGCUUAGUACGGCCUAUACAUAAUAGGGCCAUGACACAACGGAUAGCGGACGGAAGCGAGGAAGGGGGAACCCUACCGACCGCAUGCCGAAAAUGCAUUUCUCCUUUGAAUUACUCAUUGAAUAAAAUGGAAUUUUUCCAAUGUUUUCCCGUCUCGAACUCCGCUUCUCUAAGAUCCUGGGUAAGAUCUUCUUCUUACACGCUGAUCUUUUAGGGUUAAAAUUUCUUAUUUUUUUUCAUAACGCUCUUCUUGGGUGCUUUUUUUUGGCCACGUUAUCAGGCGCGGACUAGUCGCUUUUUCACUAUUUUUUUUACUGUCUUCUUAGGGCUAUCAUCUUUCAUGACCGCGGCGGAAUGUAUGGAUAAUAAUAAUGAAGCUCCCCAUCCCCAGGUUCCUGCCGCCCCACCUGCGGGACUAGAGGAAGAUAUAAGGGGCACCUUACUAAAUAUAGUGAGCGAGCCCGCGGGGCCACUCGAAUUACCAAGCAUUAUAAGAGAAAUGAGGGGCUUUUUCUCCCACUACGCCACCGGUGGGAGAAAUCCUUCCACCCGGAACAUUCAGACUUGGUUAGCAACAGAAUUUUCGAUAGACCAAUCCCAAACGGACGAAAGGGCGGCAAUCAUCGCCGCAAUGCAAGAAAUAAAAGAAGAAUACCCCCCGGAUUCUUUAUCUCCGGGGCAAGCUAAGGAUCAUCUUUAUAAUAGAAUGAACACCUGGCUAGAUGCCAGGGGCAGGGAGAACCUGAAUUUGCGAAAAACGAGUUGGCCUCCAUUGAGUUAGUUAGGGGUAAGAGGGGACGGGCCCGUAUAGAAAGUAAAUCCUUCUUUUUCCGAUAUGCCGCUCCGCAAGCAAGGAGUGCCACGCACGAGCGGAGCGAAAACUAAGCAAGGGGAAUUCCGUCAUUCCAUGGAAAGCAUGCGAAAUCCUUUGAUUGUUUAUAGAAUCAAAAUCACUAUAUAGUCUUUCUUGUUCCACUUGCAAGGCAAGGAAAAAUAAAAUGUCAGUUUCGUUAUUACAACCUUAUUUUUUUAUGUCAAAGACAAAAAGCUACGCGCAAAUUCUCAUUGGAUCUCGGUUGUUCUUAACAGCGAUGGCUAUUCAUUUAAGUCUUCGGGUAGCACCACCAGAUCUUCAACAAGGUGGAAAUUCUCGUAUUUCGUAUGUACAUGUUCCUGCGGCUUGGAUGAGUAUAGUUAUUUAUAUCGCGACAGCUAUAAACAGUUCCUUGUUCCCAUUAACAAAACAUCCCCUUUUUCUUCGCUCUUCCGGAACCGGUACAGAAAUUGGUGCUUUUUCUACUUUGUUUACGUUAGUGACUGGGGGGUUUCGGGGAAGGCCUAUGUGGGGUACCUUUCGGGUGUGGGAUGCUCGUUUAACUUCUGUAUUCAUCUUGUUCCUUAUUUACCUGGGUGCACUGCGUUUUCAAAAGCUUCCUGUCGAACCGGCUCCUAUUUCAAUCCGUGCUGGACCGAUCGAUAUACCAAUAAUAAAGUCUCCAGUCAACUGGUGGAAUACAUCGCAUCAACCUGGGAGCAUUAGCCGAUCUGGUACAUCAAUACAUGUUCCUAUGCCCAUUCCAAUCUUGUCUAACUUUGCUAACUUCCCCUUCUCUACCCGUAUCUUGUUCGUUCUGGAAACACGUCUUCCUAUUCCAUCUUUUCCCGAAUCUCCCUUAACGGAAGAAAUAGAAGCUCGAGAAGGAAUACCACUAAAAACCUAGUUCGCUCUCAAAUAAAAACCUAGUUCACUCGCUAAAGCAUCCAUGGCUGAAUGGUGAAAGCGCCCACCAACCUAGAAAGGCAAAAUGGGUCAAAAAGUAGGUUCGAUUCCUGCCGGAUGCACUGCCUCUUAAAGACAGAAACAGAGGAGGGAAAGAAGGUAGUAUAGGGAACUUGCUUUUGGAUUCUUAUCGAAAGUGAAUCCCUCUAACACUUCAGUUAGUGUUUUAUGAGAAAAUCUUUGCAGCCUAGACACAACAAGUGUGAAAAUCUUAGUCACUAGGCAAGAAUGGAAAGAAUUUAUUAUUCUUUCCAUUCUUCCAGAUCAUUCU